This is a messenger RNA of Torulaspora delbrueckii, 696 nucleotides long. RefSeq lists its product as uncharacterized. NCBI's taxonomy places the organism in Eukaryota, Fungi, Ascomycota, Saccharomycetes, Saccharomycetales, Saccharomycetaceae. Bases 1 to 696 code for a protein of 231 amino acids. The transcript has a single exon. The record is from RefSeq and is a predicted model, not a curated record.
AUGAGAUUAUGGCUUCCUGUUUUUUUUACAAUCCUCGCAGGUGUUUUUGGCGUGAAGGGGCAGCCAUUAUUUGAUGAAGAACUUCACAGUUCAAGUGCUUUCGAAGUUAUCGAAAGAAGUUUUUGUGUCCUCUACAUUGAGGGUUUGGCAUCCCAUAGAAGUUUACAUGGGGCGUUGAGAAGCCUGCGAAUUGUUAAGGAUCAGAUUUCAUCAAUUGAAAGGAGAUACGCCAAGCAACCGCAUAUCAUUUCGGCCAUUGACACUUUACUGGUACUCAAGGGAGAACAGAUCAAACUGAGUAACAAAAGUUUAAGCUCACUGAAAAGGCAUUUAAAGCAGCUAAAGGAGGGCUUAUCCUUAGCUCUUAAUACAGACUACGAGUUGACGCAAGCCGAGGUUGUACCGCUUCAUAACGAGGCUUUGGCUGUUGAUAUACUUUCUGGGUUCUUCGAACGCAGCAUACAAAGCGUAACCGUCAGCACAGAUGGAAAUAUGAAUCCAGCACUAAUAAAAACAUUGAAAACUGGCGCAUUUCUAAUGGUAAUGUUGAGCACCACAGCUGACGUUUGUGUCAUUACAGGCCCGUUGAUAUGUUUUGCGCUUUACAUCGCAGGAUCCGGAGCAGUAGUUAUAUGGUUCACCCAAAUAUACCGCACCACUCUCGGUAUGAACGGCGUCUCGGAAUCCAGCUAUUGA